AUGGAGGAGGAGGGCAAGAAAGUGAAGAAGCGGUCCGGGACAGAGGAGGUGCCCCAACGGUGUGUGGGAAGCUCAGCCUCCGUCCUCCAGGGCCCCAUCAACACUGCGGUGGAGGUGGUCCCGAGCCGGGACAGCUUGGGGCGUGCUGCCUGCUGGAAGAAACAACGCCUUUCCUUCCCUCCGGCGCCUCUUGGCCUGGCCGCCGCAGCGAGGGCUUGCCUCCAAACCCGGGACCCAGCAGACGGCCUCGAACCGGGCCCGCGGCUGUUGGGGCGUCUGCCCAGGGAAGAGACCCCCGGGAUCAGUUUAGGGACAAGACGUUUCCGAGCCUGUGGGUUGACCCGCUUGUGCCAGUCUCCCUCACGCUCACCCUCAUUUCCUCUGCAGGAUGUUGAGGGACUGGAUGUGGGUGUGGCUCCUGGAAUUGUGUCGCCAUUUAAACGCGUGUUCCUCAAAGGUGAAAAGAGCCGAGAUAAGAAAGCCCAUGAGAAGGUGACGGAGAGGCGCCCUCUGCACACUGUGGUGCUGUCAUUGCCUGACCGCGUCGAGCCAGACAUACUGCUGAAUGACUACAUCGAAAAGGAAGUGAAGUACUUGGGUCAGUUAACUUCCAUACCAGGAUACCUGAAUCCCUCCAGUAGGACUGAAAUUCUGCAUUUUAUAGACAAUGCAAAGAGGGCUCAUCAGCUCCCUGGACAUCUGACCCAGGAGCACGAUGCUGUGAUCAGUCUCUCUGCCUACAAUGUUAAGCUAGCGUGGAGAGACGGCGAAGACAUCAUCCUCAGGGUCCCCAUCCAUGACAUUGCUGCAGUCUCCUAUGUCCGGGACGAUGCGGUGCACCUGGUGGUCCUGAAGACAGCCCAGGACCCCAGCGUCUCCCCCAGCCAGAGUCUGUGCGCAGAGAGCUCCCGUGGCCUGGCGUCCAGUUCGCUGUCAGGCAGUGGUGUGGUACCCGUCGAAGCGUGCUGCUUGGUCAUCCUGGCUGUGGAGAGCAAAGGAGCUGCGGAAGAGCUGUGCUCGCUGCUGUGCCAGGUCUUCCAGAUUGUUUACACGGAGUCGACCAUCGACUUUCUGGACAGAGCAAUAUUCGAUGGAGCCUCGACACCCACCCACCACCUCUCCCUGCACAGCGAUGACUUGUCCACCAAAGUGGACAUCAAAGAAUCCUAUGAGACUGAGGCCAACACUUUCUCGUUCCCUGACCCUAUGGAUGUGUGUGGCUUCUCAUCCUUGUCCUGCAUGACGCCACCACCCCACCUCAAGACAGCCAGCGAGACUGAGCUGAGCACCACAGCCACCGAGCUUCUGCAGGACUACAUGCUGACACUGCGCACCAAACUGUCAUCCCAGGAGAUCCAGCAGUUUGCCAUGUUGCUGCAUGAGUACCGCAAUGGGGCCUCCAUCCACGAGUUCUGCAUCAACCUGCGGCAGCUCUAUGGGGACAGCCGCAAGUUCCUGCUGCUGGGUCUCCGCCCUUUCAUCCCUGAGAAGGACAGCCAGCACUUUGAGAACUUCCUGGAGACCAUCGGCGUUAAGGACGGUCGGGGCAUCAUCACAGAUAGUUUCGGCAGGUACCGACGGGCAGCCAGUACAGCCUCCAGCUCCACCACCAAUGGUAACAGGGCCGCAGGCAGCUCCGACGACCAGUCCCUGCCCUCUGAAGGAGACGAGUGGGACCGCAUGAUCUCGGACAUCAGCAACGACAUUGAGGCCCUCGGCUGCAGCAUGGACCAGGACUCUGCGUGA
This is a messenger RNA of Chrysochloris asiatica (Cape golden mole), 1746 nucleotides long. It is a transcript of the gene CCM2, whose product is annotated as cerebral cavernous malformation 2. The coding region runs from base 1 to 1746 and encodes 581 amino acids. The record is from RefSeq and is a predicted model, not a curated record. Lineage: Eukaryota; Metazoa; Chordata; Mammalia; Afrosoricida; Chrysochloridae. Gene Ontology annotation, biological process: heart development; vasculogenesis. The transcript has 12 exons.